Messenger RNA from Odobenus rosmarus divergens (Pacific walrus), 2947 nucleotides. It is a transcript of the gene ORC2, whose product is annotated as origin recognition complex, subunit 2. The record is from RefSeq and is a predicted model, not a curated record. Gene Ontology annotation, biological process: DNA replication. The transcript has 18 exons. Gene Ontology annotation, molecular function: DNA replication origin binding. NCBI's taxonomy places the organism in Eukaryota, Metazoa, Chordata, Mammalia, Carnivora, Odobenidae. Bases 121 to 1857 code for a protein of 578 amino acids. Gene Ontology annotation, cellular component: nuclear origin of replication recognition complex; nucleus.
CCAGUCAGCGGGGUAUCGUCCGGCAGGCGCGGGGAGGCCGGAGCGGCGCCUGGUGAAGAUCUAGAGGUGACUACCUGAAUUUUCCAGCUGCAGAAUGUGUAGUAUUUUUAAAGGUUGGCAAUGAUGAGUAAACUGGAAUUAAAGGAAGACAAGAUGCUGGAGGUUCAGUUUGUGGGAGAUGAUGAUGUCCUUAAUCACAUUCUUGAUAGAGAAGGAGGAGCUAAAUUAAAAAAGGAACGAGCUCAGCUUUUGGUCAACACAAAAAAAAUUAUAAAAAAGCCAGAAUAUGAUUUGGAAGAAGAUGACCAGGAAGUCUUAAAAGAUCAGAACUAUGUGGACGUUUUAGGACGAGAUAUUCAAGAAUCCUUGAAAAACGGCUCUGCUGCAGAUGGUGGGAAUAAAGUUUAUUCUUUUCAGAAUAGAAAACACUCUGAAAAGAUGGCCAAAUUAGCUUCAGAACUAGCAAAAACACCACGAAAAAAUGUUUCAUUCAGUUUGAAGAAUGAUCCUGAAAUUAUGAUAAACAUUCCUCAGUGUAGUAAGGGGCAUUCUGCUUCAGACAAAGUUCAGUUGAAGAACAGCGAUAAAAGUGAAUUUCUGUCAACAGCACCUAGUGGUCUAAGGAAAAGAUUAAUAGUUCCAAGGUCUCAUUCUGACAGUGAAAGUGAAUAUUCUGCUUCCAACUCAGAAGAUGAUGACGGGGUUGCACAAGAAUAUGAAGAGGACACUAAUGAAGUCAUAGUGAGCCAAAAGAUUCCAUCUCAGAAUAGAGCCAUUUCAGCUCCUAUUUGCAAAGAAACACCUUCUAAGAAAAUGAAAAGAGAUAAAACAAGUGAUUUGGUAGAAGAAUAUUUUGAAGCUCAUAGCAGUUCAAAAGUUUUAACCUCUGACAGAACACUGCAGAAACUAAAGCGAGCUAAACUGGAUCAGCAAACUUUGCGUAACUUACUGAGCAAAGUUUCUCCUUCCUUUUCUGCUGAACUUAAACAACUAAAUCAACAAUAUGAACAAUUAUUUUAUAAAUGGAUGUUGCAGUUACGCCUGGGGUUCAACAUUGUGCUUUAUGGUUUGGGUUCUAAGAGAGAUUUACUAGAAAGGUUUCGAACCACUGUGCUGCAAGAUUCCAUUCACGUUGUCAUCAACGGCUUCUUUCCUGGAAUAAGUGUGAAAUCAAUCCUGAAUUCUAUAACAGAAGAAGCCCUCGAUCAUGCGGGCACUUUCCGCAGUGUACUGGAUCAGCUGGACUGGAUAGUGAACAGAUUGAAAGAAGAUUCUUCUUUAGAACUCUUCCUUCUCAUCCACAAUUUGGAUAGCCAAAUGUUGAGAGGAGACAAAAGCCAGCAAAUUAUUGGACAAUUGUCAUCUUUACGUAACAUAUAUCUUAUAGCAUCUAUCGAUCACCUCAAUGCUCCUCUCAUGUGGGAUCAUGCAAAGCAGAGUCUUUAUAACUGGCUCUGGUAUGAAACUACUACAUAUAGUCCUUAUACUGAAGAAACCUCCUAUGAGAAUUCUCUUCUGGUUAAACAAUCUGGAUCAUUACCACUUAGUUCCCUAACUCAUGUCUUACGAAGCCUUACCCCUAAUGCAAGGGGGAUUUUCAGGCUACUAAUAAAGUAUCAGCUGGAUAACCAGGAUAACCCUUCUUACCUUGGAUUUUCUUUUCAAGAUUUUUACCAACAGUGUCGAGAGGCAUUCCUGGUCAAUAGUGAUCUGACACUUCGGGCCCAGUUAACUGAAUUUAGGGACCACAAGCUUCUAAGGACAAAGAAGGGAACUGAUGGAGUGGAAUAUCUAUUAAUUCCUGUGGACAAUGGAACACUGAGUGAUUUCCUGGAAAAGGAAGAAGAGGAGUCUUGAAGUUGUCCUUUACUCUUGAAUCUUUUGUGGAAGGAAGGGUUGUACCCCAGCUGCCACUCCUCUAGUCUAAAGUGUUGUGUUUACAUCUAACAUUAGACUCUUCCAGUGUACAAGACUUAAAGAUGGGAGGGGAGGAAUGUCAUCAGUUAGAACCUUGAUUAGCCUGGCUGGUGUACCAUCUCUAGUACUAUGCAGCGGUCCUCAAGUUGGAGAAAACGUGCCUUUCAUUCAUUACCUCUCUGGAGACUUCUUGCUGGAAUGAACUGUGCUCAGGGACUAUUUGGAGCUGGAUGUUUUUGAAUUUUUUUAUACUGGAGAUGAUAUUCCUAAUUUUUUGAGGGCCUUUUAAACACUCCCAGAGCUGACUGUUGGCAGAUGUGUUUGUUCCAGAGCAUGGAAGUACAAGGACAGUGACAUCACAUAAAUCUACUUUAUUUGCUGUUCUGUCAGAGCUGACGAGUGUAAAGAAGGCAGAUCAUCUGCCUGUUCUUAAACGGCUUAAAAAGGGUGUGUAAGACUGGGGAAGAGUAGGUGAUCUAGCUUUCUCCUUUUGGGUUUAGACUCCAUUCUGGUGGGGUGGGGGAAGAGGGAGUGACCCUCUUCAGUUGGAAUAGUGGGAAAAGCAUAAUGAGCAUAUAGGGUGUAUACCCACCUUAGAAAGCACAUGAACAAUAAUCAUGAUACGCGGAACAGCCAACAUCUGCGCCAUCACCUUCAUGACACAAGUAAGAAGCCAGGCUACAGAAACACAGUCCUGAAUUACAUUUUAGGCGUUGUUUUCAAGACAACAGAAAAAAAAAAAUGUAAUUAUUUUUGCAUUGACAUUUUUCUUCAAUGACUUACGAGUAGCAUAUUAAUGGCUGAUUUUAAUCUUGACUUCUCUAUCAAGUAGACCCAAAACUCACUGUAAGACAUUUCAGUUUUUUUCUUAAAGUAACAAUUUCAAGCCCUCUAAAUAUUUACAUGAGCCCUUUUCCUUAGAAAAGAGAAAAAGGCUAACUUUGGCCACUGGUCAGCUUAUAGUCUUCACAUACUCUCUAAAAUAUUUCAUACUUGGAAAUGAAAUUUUUCAAUAAAAUAUCACUGUAAU